This is a messenger RNA of Diospyros lotus (date-plum), 1003 nucleotides long. RefSeq names its product transcription factor MYB1-like. The record is from RefSeq and is a predicted model, not a curated record. Bases 65 to 841 code for a protein of 258 amino acids. Lineage: Eukaryota; Viridiplantae; Streptophyta; Magnoliopsida; Ericales; Ebenaceae. The transcript is spliced from 3 exons.
GUAACAGAAUUCAGCAACUCUACUUCAACACUCGGAAGUGUUACAGGCUUACAGCAGGCUAUCUAUGGAGGAAAUAGUUCCCCUCGGAGUGAGGAAAGGUGCAUGGACCGAGGAAGAAGACAAACUUCUCAAGCAGUUCAUUGAAAAGCAUGGAGAAGGAAAAUGGCACCAAGUCCCUCAAAAAGCUGGAUUAAACAGAUGCAGGAAAAGUUGCAGACUGAGAUGGCUCAACUAUCUGAGGCCAAACAUAAAGAGAGGGAGCUUUACUGAAGAUGAAGUUGAUCUUUUUGUCAGGCUUCACAAACUGCUAGGCAACAGAUGGUCACUAAUUGCGGGUAGGCUUCCGGGUAGAACACCAAAUGAUGUGAAGAACUACUGGAACACCCACCUGCGGAAGAACAAAGACAUAGUACUGAAAGCUCAAAGCGCCGACAAGGAGACGACUAAAACCAAAACCAUAAGACCUCAGCCUCGGACCUUCCCGAAAAAUCUCCCGUGGAUGAGGAGCAAAACCCCCGUUAUUAUGGAAGAUAUCCGAACAAGAGAAAACGAUCCCCUCACCGCCGGGCCAUCUCCAACGCCAGAAAUUAACAGUAGUCUUGUUGAAUCCCAAGUUAAAGAUGAUGAUAUUGUCACAUUCUUGGAAGAUAUUGGGCCAUUUGAAGAGGCUUUUAUGGGGCAGUGGAGUGAUGGUCUGUGUGUGAGACCUGGUUUAGAGGCGAUCGGCGAACGUUCGGCUCAUGAGCAACUGAUGAGUUAUGAUUGGAGCGACAUUCUUAUGGAUAUCGCCGACGUCGACCUUUGUGAUCUUUUGGGAGAUGAAGAGCAGCCAGCAAUCUAGCUAAUGUUUCGUUAAUUACUGUUUAUUUGUUUUCUUUGUAAUAUUAAUUAUUGUUUGGCACUAAAUCUUCAGCCUUAGUUCGUAUUCCUUGGAAAUUUGGAAUGCGUUCGAUGUCCAAUCUGCACGUGGCGUCGAAAAAAGAAUUCCCAAAUUUGACGUUUA